Molecule: messenger RNA, 4660 nt
Organism: Gadus morhua (Atlantic cod)
Lineage: Eukaryota; Metazoa; Chordata; Actinopteri; Gadiformes; Gadidae
Product: tumor necrosis factor receptor superfamily member 14
Exons: 16
Coding region: 1833-3164 (443 amino acids)
Biological process (GO): defense response to Gram-negative bacterium; defense response to Gram-positive bacterium; positive regulation of peptidyl-tyrosine phosphorylation
Cellular component (GO): external side of plasma membrane
Molecular function (GO): protein binding
Source: RefSeq, a predicted model, not a curated record
UACAGAUAUGAAAGCCAUAAAGAAAAGCGUUCAGUUCAACCGUUGGCUAUCAAGAAGAGACAGAUUUCUGAAUACGUAUCGCAAAUAAAACUAUAUCUCAGGGUCGUUUUAAUUGUUAAUGAAUAGCCUUCAUUCAGAUGUACUGUCUAUAUCAAAAACGUAGUCAGAAGAUCAUCUUAAGGGCCUUCACCCUGAGCGGUGUUGUGAAUGUUUCAAAUUCAAAUCCAAACUGUGGUCACGUCAUAACGGUAUCAUGUAGGCUAUUAUAUUUUAGGGCUAUAAACUCUGACACUUCUGUCAAAGCCGGGGCAAUGUGGCCCCUUGAAAGCCUGCGUUUUGGCUCAGCCACUUGUUAAUCAUUACAUAACAGAGCAGGGAUAGAGUGUAGUUGUGUUUCUUGCUGUGUCUGGUUGUUUCCUCAUCUCCACCUGAGAGUACCCAGCUGCAGAGCUGCUCCACUGGGCUUCAGUCUUCAGUGAGUGUUGCUGCAUGUGGAGGCUGGCUGUAUGCCCUGACUCUCUGCUGCCUUCUCUCCCAGUGACUACAUCGCUAAACUACAGUGACUCUCCUGCACCAACCGGGGACCAACAAGAACAUACCACAACUACCCCUGCUGCAACUAUGAUCAUGACGGUGACCAGUCUGGGUUCAGCCCCACACAUGAUGGAUCUGUGUCACUCACAGAUCCUGAGAACUGCUCGUUCUCAGGAUGUUCUGCGAACGAUCAGUCUGUCCUCAUCAGGAGAGACAUUUGUCAAAGUUGCCCAUCAACGGUGUAACACUAUUGAUGGGUAAUGAUAUUGCAGGAGACAAAGAAAACUCAGAUGAGGUUGUUACCUGUUCAGAGUUCAACUAGACUGCGUACGUCCCUUCCGCCCACCAUUGUAUGUUGUACGUCCUGGCACUUAAUGUGCACACUUAUUGUUCGCACUUAAUGUAGGCCUACGUAGGCUACGUUGUACUUAUUCAUAGUACUUAAUUGUCUCGCAUCUGCAGUAGCUGCUAUCACUGCUGUAUACGGGGAAUGGGUUAGCCUAGAGAAUGUUAGUACUUGGUACUUCUUAGCACUUGGUUCUAUGAACAUCUUUACUGUACCGACAGCGAUAUAUUGUUUCACUUCUUAUGACAAAUGUAUUUAUUCCAAGUCGCUUUGGAUAAAAGCGUCUGCUAGAUGCCCUAAAUGUAAAUGUAAAGUCUACUGUAUAGUUCCUGAUGCCAGCUUUCUCAGGAGAAGAGGUCUUGUGAAGUUCCCUGAAGAGGUAGAUUCUGUAUUGCCAAGAAUUACUGAUGACCACAACACCAGGGGCCAGGAACAGGUUAGCCCCAGGAACAGGCAAUAGUUCAUUUUCUUUGUAUUUGUACCCCGUUGGUCAUUUUAAUGCUCUUACACACUUGAUUACAUUGCUACUUUAUUCCGAUUACCAAUUUAUGCAUUGCACGGUCUUGCUGUGAGUGCAAUACAAUGUAAAGUUGAGUUUGUUUUCGAGCUGGUUUGCUUAUGUAGCUAACAAUAAACCACGACCAGCCAGGUUCAUAACACAUCAGAAAGACCAACGGGAGCCAUGGAUCUAUAAAAAACGGGAACGCUCCGUAUGACGUCGGACGUACAACAUGGAUGUCCUGCUUUGACUCCAGCUGAAACUGAAAGAACACGAUAUUACAGAACUUCGAUCCAUUUAGAGGAACUGCCUGGCGGAAUGUGGGGCCCAUAUGUUUAGAAUUAAAGCAGUUAAGUCAAAACCAUACACCUUAUUUUUCCUCAAUAUAAAAUACUUACUAUAAUAUUGUUUGAUUACUGACACAGAGCCACAAGAGUUGGCUGCUAUUGAAAUAUGUUAUACAGUUUGAUGGUUGAGGCAAAUUGGACGGCCAUGUUCAUUUCCAAUGCUCAAUUGAUGUUAAGUCUAUAUUUCGUAAUACUUAAUUUAAAUGUAAUUGGCAAUACUGAUGCAUUAGCAAAGUGUCGCCAGGCAGAAUACCAAGUGGAAGGUCAAUGUUGUCCUACCUGUCCAGCCGGAAUGCAUGUUAAUAGACAUUGCACAGAAUUCAGAAGUACAUCAUGUGCAUCUUGCACAGAGGGUACUUUCCAAGAUGGCGACAAUGGGCGUGAACAAUGCUUUUUAUGUAAACAUUGUGAUGCAGGUCUCGGCCUGAUGGUGAAGAAGUCGUGUUCAUCAACAUCAGAUGCUGUGUGUGAGGUCCUGGAUGGAUUCUUCUGUAGUGACUCUAACAGAGGUGGAUGUAGGACCGCUCAGAGACACACGGUUUGCAGUCCUGGUCAAUACAUCGGUCAAAGAGGAACAGCAGAUAAAGACACAGAGUGCUUUCACUGUACUGAUGGAACAUUCUCAGAUGGUGCAUCAUCAUCUUGCCAGUCCCACAGAAAAUGUGAAUCUGUGGGACUGAAACUGAUGAGACCAGGAACUGAUUCAACUGAUUCUGAAUGUAGAGAACAUGGUUCAGAGAGAGGAUAUGUGGCAGGAAUAAUACCAGGAGUCAUACUGGUAAUGGCUUUAAUAGCAAUAACCAUAGCCAUUAAUCACAGGAAGAAAAAAAUAGAAAAGGCUAAUCUAAUACUGGAUAAGAAACUGGAUAGGAAAGAAGAGGAGAGAAGAAAAGUUGAAGUGGAUAGGGAGUUAACUGGUGGAGCUGCCGGAGAAGAGACACCUGGUCCCUCAUCCACACCUCUCCUCUCUCCGCAGUUGGAAUAUGAAUCUACACCACUAAAGUCCACUUACGGUCCUGAACCAAUCAGGGACCAACAAGAAUAUACCAUGAAUAUCCCUGAUGGAACUAUAGUUGAUCAUCAUGGUGACCAGAUUCUGGGACCAGCCCCUCCCUCAAGCCCCUCACAAGAUGGAUCUGUGUCGGUCUCAGUCCAUCAGGAGGACCAUCAGCCUGUCCUCAUCAAGACAGACAGUGGAGCCUCCCGGUCCACCCCCCUCAGUCUGGGUCCCCCCUCCCCCUCCCAGUCCCCCCCCCCCCUCAGUCUGGGUCCCCCCUCCCCCUCCCAGUCAGAGAGAAGGUUUCGUGUUUGCUCCAAGUCGGAAUCAAGCUGCCUCGAAAAUCCCAAGUUGCCCAGGGACCGUGUUUCACUAUUGAUGGAUAAUGACGUUGCAGAAGAAGAAGUAACGCCAGUUCUAGAAAACCUGGAUCCACCUUAAAGUGAAUCUAAUGAUUCAAACUGAGAAACUAGAGGAAGAAAUACACCAGUCGGAUUCCUUCCUGAUGCCAGCUUUCACAGGAGAAGAGCCCUGGUGUGUUUAUCAUCAUUAUUUGAUCAAUCCUCACAUUAUUCUUCUAUCUGUGGCUCACACAGCAAAAACAAGCGUGGUGUUAACAGAUAGUGUGAGGUGUCUGAAGCACCCGGGCGCCGUCCCCCUGGGAUCUCCUGCUCCCUGGGGGACGCCCAGUUGGGACUUUGGGGAUGGACCUUGGCUCGCUCUCAGCGAUGGCGGCACCAGGCCUCCAGCUGAAGGGGUUGAGCGGAGCGCUCGAGCCGGGGGCUGUGGUCUGACCAACGCUGGGAGGGAGGCGGGGGCAGUUCCAUUGACCGCCUUGUAGGACGGAACCGUCGUCCUGAAUCUGAUGUGAAGAUAGUGCAUAUGCACUAUGUUCAAUUCACUCAUACUCAAACAAAACCUUAAGAGUCAGGAACCAGCUGAUACACCAGACUGGGUUGACAUCAGGUUCUGUUCGGGUCAGACGUCCCCUCAAUGUCACGAAGGCUGCAGCCUGGGCUUUGGGACGCAACCUCGAUGAUUUGUGAAUAUGGCAGACCUUCAGUCCAUUCAGAGAAACUGGGUGGCAGCAUGUGGGCCCAUAUGUUUUGAAUGAAACCAUGUUAGGUCAAAACCAUACACCUUAUUCUUACCCCUUAAAAAGACACGGCACUGACACAGAGCCAAACACGUUGGCUGCCAUCAAAAUAUGUUAAACAGUUUGAUGGUUGAAGCUUAAACAAAUUGGGAGCCAUGUUAAUUUCCAAUGCUCAAUUUCUGUUCAUUAUAUAUUUGGUUUUAUUUCAUUUAAACUUAAUUGUCAAUGCUAAUGCAUCAGCCAAGUGUCGCCAAGCAGAAUACCGAGUGGGAGGUGAAUGUUGUCCCACCUGUCCACCAGGAAUGUAUGUUAGUAGGCAUUGCACAGAAUACAGGAGUACAUCAUGUGCAUCUUGCACAGAAGGUACUUUCCAAGAUGGCGACAAUGGGCGUGAACAAUGCUUUGCAUGUCAACAUUGUGAUGCAGGUCUCGGCCUGAAGGUGAAGAAGUCGUGUUCAUCAACAUCAGAUGCUGUGUGUGAGGUCCUGGAUGGAUUCUUCUGUAGUGACUCUAACAGAGGUGGAUGUAGGGCCGCUCAGAGACACACGGUUUGCAGUCCUGGUCAAUACAUCGGUCAAAGAGGAAAAGCAGAUAAAGACACACUGUGCCUUCACUGUACUGAUGGAACAUUCUCAGAUGGUGCAUCAUUGUCUUGCCAGAACCACACAAAAUGUGAAUCUGUGGGACGGGUGCAGAUGAAACCAGGAACUGAUUCAUGUGAUUCUGAAUGUGGCGAACAUGGUCCACACAAAGUACUGGUGUCAGGAAUAGUAUUAUCAGGAGUCAUACUAAUGGCGUCAAUGGCGGCUUCCAUAGCCAUUAUUUACUGGAAGAAAAAAAA